AUGAAGCCGCCACUUCCGGCCAAAAUUCGAAAAAGCUACCAUUGGCCCUACCUAACCAAAAAAAAGCAAGCCCGAGUGCGCGUGCGCACGCGCGUGCGCCUUCCACUCCGGCGGCCUCUGACCCCGCCCACGUCCGGGCCGAUCUUCCAGAAGCUGCGCGCGCGCCACCUUCCUUUCCCUCCCUCCCUCCCCCGCCCCCCCCGCCCGCUCCUCCUUAUUAGAGAGCGAGAGCGGACGAGACAUCCGGUUCCGCCCCGAAUCCGUGCUUGUGAGGGAAGGAGGGAGAAAGAGAGAGACGGACGCGCUGCCCCAGUCGCUCCUCCCCCCCCCCGCGCCCUCGGCCGGGAAGCGAACCCCGGACCCUGAGACGGAGAAAGAAGAGCGCCUAGGUAACCGGGGGGAGAGGGCCGGGCCGGGCCGGGCCGGGCGGGGAAGGCCGGCCUCCCUCCCUCCCGCCUUCCCCCGUGAGGGGGUGUGUGGGAAGGGGCGAAGCGGGGCAGCUUCUCCUCAGAGAGCGGGGGGGAGGAGGAGGAGCGGCGGCUGUCAACAGCCCCGCAGGCCCCUUCCCCGGGCGCCCAGAGGGGUGCGGGGCCGGUGGCUGCGCGACCUCCUUCCCUCCGGCCUCGCCCUGAGGGGGAAAUGGGCCGAGGAGGUGCAAGUAGUGGCGGUAACAAUAAUAAUAAUAAUAAUAAUGUGCAAUAAGUCCUCUUUGAGGCGCCCACGCAGCUUGCAGCCACGAAACCGCUAGCCCGUUUGCAAUGCUUGGCAGGGUUCAGACUUGGGGGGGGGGAGGGAGGGGGACACGCGUGCUGAGGUUCCCUGCAUGGCGGGGGGGUGGGCUGGAUGACCCCCCGGAGGCCCCCUUCUGACUAUUCGGUUCUGUGAUUCUAUGGUACACAAGCCCGCCUUUGAAAGAGUAAGAUUGUGAGCGUGCAGGUCUCUCUGUGUGUGUGUGUGUGUGUAAGUAGUAGCGGUAACAAUAAUAAUAGGAAUAAUAAUGUGCAAUAAGUCCUCUUUUUAGGUGCUCUCGCAGCUUGCGGCAGCAUCUGCAGCCAUGAAACUGCUACCCCGUUUGCAAUGCUAAGCAGGGUUCAGACUGGGGGGGGGGACGCGUGCUGAGGUUCCCUGCAUGGCGGGGGGUGGGCUGGAUGACCCCCCGGAGGCCCCCUUCUGACUAUUCGGUUCUGUGAUUCUAUGGUACACAAGCCCACCUUUGAAAGGGUAAGAUUGUGAGUGUGCAGGUCUCUCUCUCAGUCACUCUCUUUUUCUCUCUAAUGUGUGCAUGUACAGUUAUGUGUGUCCCCGUAUGUGCGCACAUACACACACAGCUUCCUUCACUGCGGGCUCAGUGACAACUCCCAGAUACUUAGUGCUCAUGUGGCGCCUUUCAAGUUCCCAGCACACCAGAAUAACAUGCUUCCUGGCAAAAACAGCCCUGUAAGGUAGGGGUGGCACUGCUGGAAGCGUGUGGACCUCCAGCUAAUAUGAGUGUUAGGAAUCAUAUAAUGGUUGGGUUGGAAGAGACCCUGAGGGUCAUCUAGUCCAACCCCUGCUUCAGGAUGGGAAAGUACAGUACUUCUCCACACAGUGCAUGGUUAGGCUAUGACAGACUCACUCCCAUAGCAGAGGUUGUGAUGCUCACCCAACCUAGAUGGCUUUCAAAGAGGAUUUAGUCAAAUUUGUGGAGAAGAGGGCUAUCAAAGGCCACUAGCCAUAAUGGAUAGUCACUGCCUCUGCAGUUGCAGGCUGUCAUGCUUCUGAAUACCAGUUGCUGCUGGAAGCCUCAGGAGGGGAAAAGGUUCUUGCGCCUGAAUUCUGCCUGUGGAUUUCCCAUAAUCAGUAUCUGGUCAGCUGCUGUGAGAACAAGGUGCUGAACUAGAUAAGGCAUUGGCCUGUUUGCAGCUGACUCCUCUUAAGAUCUUACAAGAGUGAAAGUGACUUGCGGUGGCUAAGAUCUUAAGUGGGGAUUUCCUGUUUAAUAACACUUAGCUACUAUGCUAUAUCAGCUUCCAUUUCACAUGUGAAAAUGGGUGCUGUGAACCUGUCUUAUCCCUACUGACACAUCAAGGAUUGCUGAGCUUGUCAACCAAACUGUAACCUUAACCUUUUCUUACCUGUUGACAGAUGUAUUUAUUUACUGUGCAUUAUAGCUGGUCCUAGACCUGAUUUGAAAACAAAGCUCUGUUUGGUUAAAAGGAUAAUAAAAAAUAGAUUUCCCUUAAGAUGUAUUAUCAUAGUUCUGAACCCUAGCCACCUUAAUGUUUACUCCAAUGCAUUCAUAUGCAAAUACCCUAGAGACAAAAAUACAUCUUCCUUCCAUUCAGAAAAAAACAGCAGUUUUACUGCAUGUAUGCAUGCUAAAAGAUCCAUAUAGUUCCUCAUCCUGUUUUCCAUUGUAGCUAACCAAAUGCUAAUGGAAAACCCCCAAGCAGAGAUGAAGAGGAGAGUGUUGGCUACUUUUACUUAGCAGUCUAUGAAGGGCCAGACUAGGCUGCAAACUCAUUAACUGGGUGAAGCUGCAAUUGUGCUCUUACAGGAGCCUCUUGCUAGCUCUUCCUAUAGGGCGUAGGGGCAGGAAAUAGGUGAAUUAGGCACAAACCCCCAUGAGGGAAGUAUUUGAAUUCGGGCCAAAUUCUCCUUUUGCAUGUCAGACAACAAGUGGUCAUGCCAAAAGAUAAGUGGGGAGGGAGAAGCAAGCAAAACUGCAAUCCAACCUUCACUCUCCCCAAACAGUUUUCCAACCACUCAGGUACAGCAGGAGGGUAUAUUAUGGGGCACAGCAUCCUUACCCAGCAAAGACCUAGAGGGUUGCACCAGGAACCCCAUUUCCCACUAGAAAAUUCUGGAAGGACUUUGUAUACCUAGGAUGCCCUGGUGAAUUCAGAGUCUUGAGCCAUUCAGAGGAAAUACCACAUCAGUCAAUUGUAUGACUCCCACGUGACCCAGUUUGCUUUUGCAGCACUCAGUUCCUGCCAUAUAACCUAGCCACACUAUUCCACAUGUUCAUAUGCAUUAUUGUCUGGCACUGCUGUUUAUUUCCUCACUAUGUCUUGAGGAAAGACGUCCCCAAUUCUCUCCCCCAACAACAGACUUACUCAUUCCUUCACAUGCCCACUGCAUAAUUCAUCACAUCAGGAGUAACCAGGAGGCUUUUCAACUGUUGGGGGUCUCAACCCCCUUACCUCACUGGAAUUCAAAUGGCCAAAGAAGGAAUGAACUACACCAAGACCUGGUGGAAAAGAAACCUUUGAGCCCCUUUCUCUUCAUAAUUCUAUCCUGACACGAGCUCCUGUGAAUAAGAACCAGCAGGCGUGGGAAGCAGGGUUCGAAAUUAGCAGGGCACCAGGCACAUUUCGCACCUAAAGAUACUCCAUUUGCGAGCACCGCAAAAGGUCUGGGUUCCAUUUUUUUGCACCUGCCUGACACUCAAGGAUUAUUGAAAUGUAUGUGCUUUGAAGCCUCAAAGUAUGUGUUAAGAAUAGACAUUAAGGAGUUUAAUAAUGUAGAGUGUUUUGAAAACUGAACUCUGGUACGAAUAUUUUAUUGUAAACACCAAAUUAAACACGUAUUUCUUUUUAAAAUGGGAUAUUAACAAUGUGUCACUUAUGUGAAUUGCAUAUUAGUUCAUGCUUAUCAAAAUAAUAAAUAAAAAGUGUUGCUGGACCCACCCCUAAUCGCAACUAGAUAUUCUGUUUUGGCACCCACAACCCAGGUCCCACGAGCCAUUUGGCUCCUAGCUUUUCUGGUUUCUAACGCUGGUGGGAAAGGGUCAUCGGCUCCUAAACCCCAUCAACACAGAAAUGGCAGCUGUAACAAAGCGGAAUGAGAUCUGGAAGCAGAAAAUAUGAACAUAGCUGCCAGUCACCUUGUCUCAGCAGGGCUCCUUCACCUUUGCUAUGUGGCCAACAGCAAAGGAACAGGUGUACUGCUCCAUAGUGCUCCAUCUCUGUGUUGGCUAGGGCUUCGACAAUACAUAGCUGUCUCCCAAGCAGCUUACAAAAAAAUACAGGAGCUUAGUAGAACAGGAAAGGCAGCAAAACACAAGGAAUAGCACCGAUCACUGCUCUUACUAACAUUGUAGUCCUAUCGUGUUGUCUUAGUAGGAACUUUCCUUAGAGGACUGCUUGUGAGCCAGGAAGAGUUGGGGACAUUAAUGAGCAAUGGUCAGGAAUCUGCAACAUAGGCUCUGCCUAGUCACAGCUUCAUCCAGCCUUUCAGAAGGGAGCUAUCACUGAGACAGUACUUGCUCUUUUUCCUUUGGGGAGCUGCAGUGGAGUUCUUUGUGCAAUGUCCACUUUUUUCAGACUGUGAUCCUGGAAGGCAAAGGGAAUAAUGAUUGUUUGGCUGGCACUAGCAGUAGUGGCAACACAAAGCUUACCUGUGUCACUACCCCACCCCCACCCCACUAAGUGUGUGUACUUAGAUUUGCAUGGAGACAUCAUUACUAGCUUUGGGAGAGGAAGGCUUUGUAAUGCAAAAAGUUUAACCAAAAAGGUGUUGUCAAGUAAGCAUGUUACCUCCUCUCCCUUGCUUAGUUUUGUGGGGUGCCUUGUCCUUUCCUCCCUUGCUGGGGUAACAGAGCAGCAGUUCCUGUUGCAUUGGAGUUCCCGUAUAAUACUAUUUAGAAGUACCCAUAAUGCUAUUUAGAGGAUAAGCUUUUUGUGGAAAGUGCUCUUUCACUUUAGGAACAUACGGCACUGUGCUAUACUGAGCCAAAUCGUUGAUUCACCUACUGUCUCCACCAAUUGGCAGGAGCUCUCCUGUGUUUAGGAAGGAGCCUCUCCACCACACUCACCAUGUUACCUGGAGUUGCCAGGUAUUGAACUUGGGACCUAGAUGUAGUAAUAAUAAUAACAAUAAUAAAUUAUUAUUUAUACCCCGCCCGUCUGACUGGGUUUCCCCAGCCACUCUGGACGGCUUCCAACCAAAUAUCAAAAACAAUACAGCGUCAGACAUUAAAAACUUCCCUUUUAAAAGGAAAAUAGUUGUUUAUUGCCUUGACAUCUGCUGGGAGGAUGUUCUACAGGGCAGGCGCCACUACCGAGAAGGCCCUCUGCUUGGUUCCCUGUAACCUCACUUCUUGCAGCGAGGGAACCACCAGAAGGCUCUCGGCGCUGGACCUCAGUGUCUGGGCUGAAUGAUGGGGGUGGAGACGCUCCUUCAGGUAUACAGGACUGGGGCCAUUUAGGGCUUUAAAGGUCAGCACCAACACUUUGAAUUGUGCUUGGAAACGUACUGGGAGCCAAUGAAGAUCUUUCCGGACUGGUAGAUGUUCUACCACUGAGCUACUGUCCUUGCGUAGCGCCCAUCAGCAAGGUGAAUCCCAGUGGUACAGGUUUUCCAGAAAAUUUUGGACUGGAAAAUUUAUGUUGCCCUAAGGCAUUUGAGUUCUGAUUUAGCGCAUUUGUUUGACUUUUAAUUUUUAUUAAAUGUGUGCUCUAUUAAUUUUUCAUGUUGUAUGAACAUCUCCGAAGGUUUUCCAAUAUUAAUAAGUAUUAGAACUGAAAUUUGUCGUCGUCCCCCCCCCCAGGUGCUUCAAAUGUAGUUUGAAACGUUGUAUUCAAGCAGAUUCAAAACUUCACUUGAAAAUUAUUUUUAUUGGAAUAUUUGUAAAUAAUUUAAGGUUUAACAAUAGAAUACACUUUCCUUCUGUGGCAGAGGAGGGAUGAAGGCACUGCACAUGUUAACAUAUGAACUUUUAUCGUGCCGAAAGAACAAAUAAGUGUGCUUCCUACAGUCACCUUAUUCCAGAGUAUUGUAUCUAUUCAAAUUGUUCUGAAUUGUAUUAAUUAUGUUACAUGACAUACCAAAUUUAAGGAAGACACUGACAAACUGGUGUUUGUCCAGAGGAGGGUGACUAGAAUGGUGAGUCUGGAAACACAUGCUGGACAGAGGUAGCUGGGUAUGUUUAGCCUGGAAAAUGAUUAAAGGGAGACACAGUGGGGGUCAAAAAGAUAGAGCAGCAGUUUGACUUCACCCCCGGAGGUGCAUUUCAUUGUCUCUUGAGACAGACAGGUGCCAACAACAACAACUGACUAUUUGCAUGGGGUGGUGGAGUCAACAGUGGUUUAGCUUGGGUAGUACAUUGGUGCAGGGGGCUUAACAUCAAACCCUAAAGCUCUCCAGCCAGCAUAAAUAUAGGCUUGCACCCGUAGCCAUCUCCAAUACUUGAGCAUUUCUUAGUAGGGUGCUUCAACCCUGUCAUCUUCCUGGCUGCGCUUUUUAACAUCUUUUCCAACUCUAUAUCAUCUUUUUGUGAUGGAGCAACUGAAACUGUAGAUAGUAUUCCAAAUGCAAGUGCUUUAUAGGUUUAUUUAUAUAAAUGUGAUAUGAUAGCAACUGCUUCAUUUUAAAUUCCUUUUGUAGUAAUUCCGAGCACGGUAUUUUCCUUUUCCAUUACCACCAUGCUCUUAGUUAAUGAUUUUCACAGAGCUGUAUCCACUGUGGUCAUAAUGUACAUUUUUUUUGUUUAGUCACCACAUGUUCAGAUCUCAUCAAUAUACAGGUUUUUCCCCUCCAACGUGUAUCAGCUUUCACUUAACUUGCAUUGAACCUACGUUUCAUUGACUAUUCAUGCAGUUGGGAGAGAUUUUUCAGCUUCUAUUAGUUGGUAAGCUGAAUAAUUUGCUGUUCUCUGCAGACUUGGCCAUUUUCGUGUUCACUCUUUGUCUCCAGAUCAUUUAUGAACAAAUUAAAUAGUAUCAGUAUCUUAUAUAAUGAUUCAUUGUACUUCCCAUCAUUGAAAUAAUUUUAUGUUAUUUUAAUUCUUUGCUUCCUGUUCUUUAGCAAAGUAAUGAAUCUCUGUUCUUUCUCCCAUGACUGCUAAAUUUACUCAGAAGACUUUGGUGAGGUACUUUGUCAAAAGCUUUUUGGAAGCCAGAGUAUAUAAUCUCUACUGAAUCAUGCAUAUCUACAUGCUUGUAAACUCCUAAAAGGCUUUGGCCCUGUAUACCAGAUGGAGCUUCUCCACCCCCAUAAUUCAGCCCGGAGGGGCUUUCUGGUGGUUCCCUCACUGAGAGAAGUGAGGUUACAGGGAACCAAGCAGAGGGCCUUCUCGGUAGUGGCAUCUGCCCUGUGCAAUUCCCUCCCAUCAGAUGUCAAGGAAAUAAACAACUAUCUAAUUUUUAGAAGACAUUUGAAGGCAGCCAUGUUCAGGGAAGUUUUAAAUGUUUGAUGUUGUAUUAUGCUUUAAUUUUUUUAUAGCCACCCAGAGUGGUUGGGGUAACCCAGUCAGAUGGGUGGUAUAUAAGUAUUCAAUAAUAAAUGAUUGAUUGUAGAAAAUGAAAGGUUGGCAAGGCAGCACAGGACUCCACUUUGCCAAAGCCAUGUUGUUUUACUCCACCUUCCUUCAACUUCAGCCAGUGUGGCCAAUGAUCAGGGAGUUGUAAUUCAGCAACAUCUGGAGGACCACAGGUUUCCCCAUUCCUGAUUUAGAAUCUAAAUCUGCAGUCUGGAACUUACCCUGGAGUAAACAUACAUUGGGUCAGAACGUUGGGCAUCAAAGUAGUACAUUCCUGAAACUGUAUAUCCAAAUAGUGCAAGUCCCACAUAGGAUGUGCAUCCCAUGGACAUGUCACAGAGAGGGUGGUCAGGUGUUGAUGAGAAUUGGGAGAGGCCAACCCAAGGGAAGGUUCUAGUGGGUUGAGAACUUGCAGCGCUAGGGAAAUGGCCAGUGGAUUGGGAGGAGGGGAUCCAGAUUCAGGAGAAGGGCCUAGUGGCUUGUCAGAGAUGGACUUCCCAAGCCAUACAUCACCAGCUGUGGAGGUGGUUCCAGCAGCCCUGUACCCUGAAAGUGAAGAGAAUUCCUCUUUGAGCUGGCUACGUCAUCUCCAAGGAUGUGGAAGCAACAUUGCUGGUGCAAGCAGACCAUAUAUGCCCAGUCUCUAUAGAGGAGUUCCCAUUUGCUUCUCAGUCCCAAGGCUUGGGACGUCAGAUGCACGAAUGUGCCUGCUUCAGUCUUCAAACGUAGAGGGCAGGGAGCACGCCAAGUGUAGGAUCAAAUCUUAGUUGAGCCUAGCCAUGUAUCUUCGUACUCUGCCUUGCUUUAAUGGCUUGUAACCUGUAGACUCAUGCUGGGCUUCUGUAUGAGUCAAACUUUCAGAACAGUUCGCGUUCUGAGUCCAAAGGGGACUCAGGAUAUCGGGCAAAUAUUUUAAAAUAAAGAAUUGCAGCUGCUGCUUGUAAAAUCUGUAACUGCCCAUCCCAGCUUUUAUGCUUUUAUCAGUCAUAUGUAAGUGAAGUGAACACUUGGAAGGGGAAAUUACAGAAACCUUAAAUUCUUUUGAAACUGAAUUUUGCUGGAUAGGAACUACCGUAGUUCUUUCCCUCCCUGCAGUUAUAAGGUUCUACUGCAUUUAAUGUUCAUCAUCCAAUAGAGUAGUGUACAUUUCAUCUUACGUUGUGUGUGUUCUCUUGUAUUACAGCCUUUGACACUGUCUACCAAAGAAAUGGUGAUGGAGAAGCCAAGUCCGCUGCUUGUAGGGCGGGAGUUCGUGAGGCAGUACUAUACCCUGCUAAAUAAAGCCCCCGACUUCUUACACAGGUAACUUCUAAAUAUAUCAAUAGCUGGUGUUGUCUUGACAAAAGUAGCAAGUUGAAUUGACCCCACUUCCUCCAAAUGUAACUGUUUAUCUUAUGGACAGCUUAACUUGACAGUAUGCACUAGUUCCGCCUUGAUGUUUUUAUUUUAUUGUAUGCAGCCUUUAUAGUUUACUAAAGGGUGGCUUUAAAAUCUUUAAAUUAAAUGGGUGUUCUUUAACUAAACAACAAGCAUAGGCAACUUGGGCUAUGUUUAUUUUGUGUCCCAUAAUUUGUUUCACGCACAAAGAAAAUCCACCCUUUCAAGCCAUAAAAAAUUAUAUUUCGAAGUGUGGCUUUAAUUUAGGUUCUGACUAAAACAGCUGUUCUAUCUAAACUUGAAGUGUUUUUUUUAAAAAAAUUAUAAUUGUGGGCUUCAUUAAUAAAGAAUAAGCAAUUGAAAUAGCAGCCGAACAACACAAAUUGGGAGCACUGAGAGAAGAAACAAAGCACAGAUACCCUGCCUCCUAUUCCUGUGUAUGUAUUUAUUGAAGGCUUUGUUCAACUAAGUCAUAUUCAGUAUUGACACACUGAAAUCAUUGGACUUCAGUUGCUCAUGACUAACAAUUCCAUUGAUUUCAGUGGGCCUAGUUUGGGCAUGGCUUAGCCAGAUACAACCCUAUGAAAGUAUUAUACAAUUAUACUCCCAGGGUGGUUUGCAAAAACAAAAACAAUUACAGCGUGAAUGCAAGAAAAUACAGCAAAUGAAAAAACCGCCAAAUCAGCAUGAUACAGCAAGAUUAAAAUUGUUUCUUUAAAAGCUGGAAAAAUAAAAAGAUCCUUACUGGUGCUGAAAAGAUGUUAAGGUAAGAGACCAAGCAAACCUCUCUAGAGAUAGUGUUCCACGCUGGAGUUGCCGCUGCUGAGAAAUUUUCUCAUACCCUCCCCCAUUACAUUAGAGAGAGAGAGAGAUGUUUAUAAAAGGUCCUUCAUUGAGGGUCUAAAUAUAUGGGUAGGUACAAAGACAAGCGGUCAUCAGCCAAUCUCAUGUUCCAAAUGAUGCCAAAUUAAGCAUACACAUGUUCUGUUUACAUGUAAGAGACGUAGAGAAGUUAUUUUGAGUGAUCUCAUAAAUGCAAUAAACAAAUAUUUUGAUUGGGAAUUCCAUACUGCAGCUGAUCACAGUGGAGCUUGCUGUCAGCAGUGAUCAGCUGAUCAACAUUUACAAGCAAGCCUUGCUUGCCAAGGCUCCGAAUUGUUUCCAUGAUGGUGGAACAUGUGGGUAUAGUUUGAAGAAAGCAGCCUUGUGGGCCAAAUUAGGACUCCCAGUGGACCUAAUUUCACUUGCGGGGCAAAGGUUCUCCACUAUUGUACCAGUUUUCAAAAAAGCAACUUCAGAGUUUGCCUGAAAACACCCUCCUGUUGACUGACAGAAUUAUAACACUGUGAUGUAGCUUUUCAGUUACUCUCCACUGGCCACAGUUUCUUUUCUAUUGCCAUGAUUUUCUGUUAUAUGCGCCAGAUAAAUCUCUUGUUGCAAGAAAACUCCUUGCAAUAAAGCUCAUUCUCCAUGAUGCAUGGCUGAGAAGCAGUAGAAGACCUGUUACAUCCUGGAUACCUUGAAGUGAUUUCUGACCCAGGAGCUCCUUACUGACAACAGCCAAUGAGAGUGAAGUGUAAAUGGUUAAGCGUCUCAACUGUGGUUUCUCGGCUUCCUGUGCCACACAGUUAUGGAGAAUGACAAGUGCUGUAAAGAAUUCAACAUGGGCAGUGAGGUCCUCAAGCAACAGUUUUGAACUGUGAAAUAGAGCAUCUCUUUCCCAUCGAUAAGUGUUGAGAUAAAUAUGCAUCUUAACUAUCCCAGAAAAUGCAUAUGACUAAUACUGAUGCUGGUUUUCUUCCCACUGGGGUAGUCUGCUGCUAAUCAAAUGAUUAGUAGGUCUGCACUUCAACAAAGGGACGCGGGUGGCGCUGUGGGUUAAACCACAGAGCCUAGGACUUGCCGAUCAGAAGGUUGGCGGUUCGAAUCCCCGCGAUGGGGUGAGCUCCCGUUGCUCAGUCCCAGCUCCUGCCAACCUAGAAGUUUGAAAGCACGUCAAAGUGCAAGUAGAUAAAUAGGUACCGCUCCGGCAGGAAGGUAAAAUGGCGUUUCCGUGUGCUGCUCUGGUUCGCCAGAGCCACAUGACCUGAAAGCUGUCUGUGGACAAAUGCCGGCUCCCUCAGCCUAUAGAGCGAGAUAAGCGCACAACCUUCCGGCGGGAAGGUAAACGGCGUUUCCGUGCGCUGCUCUGGUUUGCCAGAAGUGGCUUAGUCAUGCCGGCCACAUGACCCGGAAGCUGUACGCCGGCUCCCUCGGCCAAUAAAGCAAGAUGAGCACCGCAACCCCAGAGUCGGUCACGACUGGACCUAAUGGUCAGGGGUCCCUUUACCUUUACCUUUAACUGGCAACAUAGUGGUAGCUGACAAGAAAACUAAGAAUGUCAAGGGUCAUCACAUACCCCUUUACUGUGAUGAUGACCUAGCAUUUCUGUCUUUGUCUUAGGAUUUGGGUCACAAUCUGAAUGUGUGAAGAAUCUGGGCAAUAGUUCAGGAGUCACUGCUUCUCUUAUUGGAUCUCUUGCCAUUAGAUUUGAUGGUAUUGGCAUCUUGGAAGCUUUCAGAAUUUCAUGAACAAGAAAUGCUGAAUCAUAAAUGCAUAUUGAUGUACUCCUUACAGCUGCUUCCAGUUUCAGGCUGCUCUUGGAGACCAAUAUAUUGUUUGAUUAGUUUUGUAUUCUGUUGGCUCCGCUUAAAAAGUUACUAUAGUAUAGUGGUACCUCGGGUUAAGAACAUAAUUUGUUCUGGAGGUCCGUUCUUAACCUAAAACUGUUCUUAACCUGAGGUACCACUUUAGCUAAUGGGGCCGCCACGCCGCCGCCACGCAAUUUCUGUUCUCAUCCUGAAGCAAAGUUCUUAACCCGAGGUACUAUUUCUGGGUUAGCGGAGUCUGUUACCUGAAGCGUCUGUAACCUGAGGUACCACUGUAAUGACUUUGAAAUUACUGGUGCCUUGUGGUUGGAUGUGGGCAGGGGAGAUCAGGGAGAUUGUAUUAGAGCUUCAGAGUACUGUAUUUUAAUUGUUUUAUUUAGUGAUAAAUAAAAAUUAUUUCCAAUUUAAAGGCAUAUAAACUGAUCUGAAGUCUGUUCAUCAUAUGAGGCCCUUCUUCUUGUGCCUCCUCCAUGAGAGAUCCAGAGGGUGGCAAUACAAAAAAGGGCCUUUUCUGCAGUGGCUCCCCAUUUGUGGAAUGUGCUCUCCAAUGAGGUUUGGCUGGCGCCUUUGUUUACACAUCUUUAGGCGCCCAGCAAAAACCUUCCUCUUUAAACAGGCCUUUGGCUGAUGUGGCCUUUGAAAUGUGUUUGUGGGAGAUGGGGUUAUUGUUUUGUUUUGUUUUUGUUUUAACUAUUUAUUUUAUGCUUCUUUCCUGGUAUUUUUAUCUUGUGAACCUCCCUGAGAUCUGAUGAAGGGAGGUAUAUUAAGUUUAAAAAGUAAUCAUAAUUUUAAUACAGAGAACAAAUAGUAAAAAUAAUCCUUAAUGAUUUCAGAACUGUAGAUAUCAGCAUUGUAUUUCGCUAACUUAAUGGAAGAAGAGCCGUCUUGGUUAUAGUUGAAAUUGUUCCGGCUCUGAAUAUUUUCAGUGAUCUCCUUUAGGACUGUACCCACAGAUAACCUGGAAUUAUGUACACUGAUGCUUAAAAGACAGUUUGUUUCAUCCAUGUAGUUUUAUUGCCCCUGGAAAGGGAUUUGGGUAAAGUUGCCACCCCCUGAACACCCUAGUAGUUUCCCUUGAAACUAAACAGGUCAAGAUCUGGUCAGUUCCAGAACAGGAGAAUUCUUGGGAACAAUUUGUUUUUAUUUUACGUAUUAAUUAAACUUGUAUACCACCCUUCUUCCGAAGAUCACAGGGUGGUUCACAACAUAAAAAUACAAAAUGCAAACACAGAAUACAUAAUAAAACAAAAGCAAAAUAAACCAAUACCCACUUAUGUCACCUUGGGUACCAUUAUGGAAGAAUGGUGGGAUAUAUUUUAAAAGAAACUUUUGUAAGGUGCCUAGAUACCAAAACUAGAUACAAACCAGAUUUAGCGUUAUCUCAUGUCUUAUAACAUUAUUAUUAUUAUUUGCUAUGGGCUUUUGAACUGCAUCAGAAUUUUAUUGAUUAUACCAGGUUUUAAAAACCAUAUAUUCCUCUUAUCUAAAGCUUACAUUAAACUUCUUAGCAUUCUUUUUUUAAUUUGCUGAAAACCAGAUGUGCUCCUAUGUGACUGUCCUAAACCUCAUGCUCGAAUGUCUUUGCAGGUUUUAUGGCAGGAAUUCUUCUUACGUGCAUGGUGGACUGGAUGCCAGUGGCAAACCACAGGAAGCCGUCUAUGGCCAGGCUGUAUGUACCCAACCAAUUAUUUUAUCACGUUCAGUCACAAUAAAUAAAGGCAUAGCCUUUGGCAAUACAUAAUGUUAAAUAUGGUGUUUCCAUUAGAUCAAGCAGUAAUCUAGAGAGAGCAUAGCCAUUUGUUUGCAGCAGCAAAAAUAUUAGGGUUGUUUCCAAUGCAGAGCUGAAACCUAUGGGCUUUUUUUGUCAUGUAUGCUGAUUUCUAUAGGCCUUCUUUGAGUUUGGCUUAGUUGGAUGCAACCCUUAGUUGCCAGAUGCUGGAAACAAUUAUCACCUGCAGUGUGUAAAAAUAUGGGAUAUGACUGAUAUACCAUACAAUCAGAUUUCAAGGAGGAAUAGGCAUAUAAAUGGACAUUGAGAGAGAACUCCAGAAAUGGCGAAUCUUGUUUAAUUGUUUACCCUGAACUGCACUAGGGUCAAGUGAUGGGGCACAUCCUGUUGCAUUUAACAUUUCCCCUACCUUAUUUUUUUAACAGAUAGGGUGUCCUCCGAAGCAAAGGUGUGGACAUUUGUGUCCGCCAUCUUUGUUUCCCAGAGUGCUGUGCCAUAGAACACACACAGGAAUGUGAAAAAGCAAAGAUGGUAGGCACGAUUAUCCGGAGCCUUUGUGGGGGUAGGUUUGUUAAAGUUGGGGAAAGACAGACAAGGUUUCUGAAAAGUUUCAAAUACAUUUGAUUUCCCAUAGAGUUUCUUGCUUGGCAGUGCUAAUGUAAGAGGCUGAUAUCCAACAGACAGUAUUGGGCUUGGAUUGUGGGAGACCACUUCUUUCAAGGCCUCAUGGUGUGACAUUGGGUCAGGUCAGUUAUUUAUGCACUUCAGAGGCUUCUAUGCAAAAAUGAAUAAUAGUGACCUAUCUAAAAAGGCAGCAUAGAGAUUAUCAAGUGCCUAAGGCUUUUGGUUUUCAGAGUUCUUGGUAAUUCUGUACUGAAUGUCUAUGCAUUUUUCGUUGUCUUUCAUUUCUGUUACUUUAGCAAUAGAUGAUCCCAGUUUUUAAAAUAGAACCUGAUUUUUGACUUCAUCAACUGCCAGAAAAAGAGCUCUAGUCUUGAAUCAGCAUCAAGACAUGUAGAUACUAAUCCAUGUCUUUGUAUCCGUGUAAUAUGCUCUUAACAAAGGGAAGGGGGAAUCUUAGGCCUUCUAAACAUUGGGCUCCCUACUCCCAUCAGGCCCCCAGCCAGUAUGGCCAAUGGUCCAGGGUAAUGGGAGUUUUAAUCCAACUGCAUCUGGAGGGCUACAGACUCUCCACCUCUGCCCUAGCAGUGAUACAAUUGUGUUGUAGUAGAACAUGCUUCAGUCUUUAAAAGAUGCACCCAGAGUUUCAAAAUAUUUAUUCAGCGCUUGCUGGGAUAGCUGCAUAUUGCACAUUCGAAUCGGAUGCAUUUUCUAUGAAGAUGAUGUAGUUCCACACCUGUAGCCUUCUGUUUUUCUCUGUUGUUAUCCAGAUUUGGUAUUUUCAGGGAAAUGGCCAGCCCGUUCCUUGAAAUGUUUUAAGACAGCCCGGGAUCCCUGAUUUCAUGGUUGCUGCCCUGAGGCACAUGCUUUCAAAACUAUAUUAAAGACUAUUGCAUUGUUCUCUUGCUUUCCUAAUUAGACACUAAAAAAAAACACCUAAAGCAAAACUUAGCCCAAUUACAUGUCCUCAUCCUUCCCCCCCCCCCCCCAGAUUUUAAAAUACUAGAUUAAGUUUAUGACCACAUGAAAGAGCUGCAGUUUAGUCCGUUGGCCUGCAGCCAGAAUCCUCCUUGUAUUAAUUAUGUAAAUAAAAGUAUACAAAAUAUACCUAGUUUUUACUGGAAAAUAGAGAAAAUUAGCCAUGGGGAUGAGGUUUGGGUUUUCUUGAAAACACUGUAGCAUGCUCUAAAAAUUAUUACAGUGGUACCUCGGGAUGCGAACAGGAUCCAUUCUGGAGCCCCAUUCGCAUCCUGAAUAGAACGUAAGACGCGAUGGCACAUCUGUGCAUGCGCGAGCGGCGAAACCCGGAAGUAACGCGCUCCGUUACUUCCAGGUUGCUGCGGAGCGCAACCCGAAAGCGCUCAACCUGAAGCACAUUCAACCCGAGGUAUGACUGUAUUAUUAUUUUCAUCAUCGUUGUUUAUUAUUUUCUAUCAGAAGUGCAUUUCACCCACAUAAUGUGGCACAAUAGCUGUUGAGCUACCAGCAUCUGAUGUGCAGAAACGUCUGAGAAUUUCUUGGCUUCCCCUUUAGAUUCUUUGAGCAGAGAAGAUGUAGGCAGUUUGAGUUGCUCAUGGCUGGGGCAGAAGCAAAAGGUUCAGAGUUUCACAAAAUUACUUGUGAAAGGCCUGUGGAAUUUCAUGGAGGUUGAGGCAAAAAUCCUUGCCCCUUCCUUUUUCACUCCAUCCUUUCCCAAACCUCCUAGUGAGUGAAAGUGUAUGUGUGUUUUCCUCCUCCUCCUCCCCCCCCCUUAAUACCUUUCUUCCCUAGGACUUUUCCCCUACUCUUUCUAGUGUUUAACCAGUCUCCACCAUUCAGGCACUGCUGUUGCAAGUACUGCAGCAGCCUUUCCUUGGCCUGUGCUGAGAAAAGCUUACUGGAGGUGGAUCUGGAUAGCUGGAAUGGCUGCUUUGUUUGCUUGUCAGGAUAGUGCCACCCUUGGCCAAACUAAACAGCUGUGUGGCUCUCUCUCAAAUGCAUUCAAUGGAACAUUGCAGCAGCCUUAGCUGUAGCCAUAGAGUGAGGCACCAGGGCAGUAGGUCAGCGGCCGUACAGGUGAGCAGGAGCCUUGGAAGAGGGAGGGAACCUUAAAGAGUCACAUCUUCACUCUGCCACAUUUUAAUUUAUGUUAAACUUAGUUAUGAAGCUAUGUAGCAUUAUGGAAUUUUAUCAACUAGCUUGUAUCUACUGGUUAUUGACCAAAACACACACACACACACACAGAGAGAGAGAGAGAGAGAGAGAGAGAGAGAGAGAGCGCGCGCGCGCUUGUACAGAUAGAAAAGGAAGAAUGUGUCUUACAUUCUCUCUGCAUUGAAGGAAAAGCAUUUCCAUAUUCAUCAUUUUUAAAGCAAUGCAUUCGGUAUUAAGAGGCCCUACCUAACAAAGGAAAACAUCUAUACAGUGGUACCUCUGGAUGCGAACGGGAUCCGUUCCGGAGCCCCGAACUCAUCCUGAGCAGAACGCAACCCGCGAGUUGUGACUCGCCGUUUCUGCGCAUGCGCGUGACGUCAUUUUGAGCGUCUUCACAUGCGCAAAUGGCGAAACCCAGAAGUAACCCGUUCCGUUACUUCCGGUCGCCGCGGAACGCAACCUGAAAACGCUCAACCUGAAGCGUCUUUAACCCGAGGUAUGAUUGUAGUUAUCAAAAUCAGGUACUGAGAGCUUGGGGUUUUAUUUUUAAUUUUUGACUAAGUGGGAUUCAAGUUUCUUUUAUUUUGUCUCCAGGACAUACACAAGAAGGUGAUGUCCCUGCAGUUUAGUGAAUGCCGCACUAAGAUCCGCCAUGUGGACGCUCAUGCAACUCUGAACGAUGGAGUAGUUGUGCAAGUCAUGGGGGAGUUGACAAAUAAUGGGCAGCCGAUGAGGAAAUUCAUGCAAACCUUCGUACUGGCUCCAGAAGUAAGUAGCCACCGUGAACUUCAAGCAGCAGGGACCUAAACACGAGUUGAACCCAAAUGAUCGCCCUCACUUCAGAAACGUUUCAACCAUCUGUGGCUGGAACAAAUCUUCCUAGACUAAACAUAGCACUUAUUUCUGCAAGCUUGCUUUGGUCCCUCCACCAGCAAUCUUAUCUAGGUGUACAUAGCUGCAAUUAUAGCUUCCAGGUAAAGGCCAUUCAUAUAUAUGAGAUGCCAAGUGUUCCAAAUGAAUUGAACAUUAUGGCUGAGAAGUCUUACAUUUCGUGUCAUUACAUUGGUAGACACAUGAAUGCAAAAGGGAAAGGGCAACUGAAUUUGAAAGCAAUAUGUAGCAUUGCCAGAGAGUUAGUUAAUCAACAGUUGAGUUGUUGUUGUUUUUACCCAUGGUGUGUUUGUUUUUACAGGGAUCUGUUCCAAAUAAGUUUUAUGUACACAACGACAUAUUCCGUUAUGAAGAUGAAGUAUUUGGUGACUCUGAAGCUGAACUAGAUGAAGGUAAGGGAAUCGGUCAGAGUUGGGACAUAGGAAGCCCUGCUAGCUCAGACUAAAGGCCUCUCUGAUCCAGCGUUCUGUUCUCACAGCAGCCAAACAAGAUACCUAUGUUGUUGUUGUUGUUGUUGUUGUUGUUGUUGUUUAGUCGUUUAGUCGUGUCCGACUCUUCGUGACCCCAUGGACCAGAGCACGCCAGACACUCCUGUCUUCCACUGCCCCCCGCAGUUUGGUCAAACUCUUGCUGGUAGCUUUGAGAACACUAUCCAACCAUCUCGUCCUGUCGCCCCCUUCUCCUUGUGCCCUCCAUCUUUCCCAACAUCAGGGUCUUUUCCAGGGAAUCUUCUCUUCUCAUGAGGUGGCCAAAGUAUUGGAGCCUCAGCUUCAGGAUCUGUCCUUCCAGUGAGCACUCAGGGCUGAUUUCCUUCAGAAUGGAUAGGUUUGAUCUUCUUGCAGUCCAUGGGACUCUCAAGAGUCUCCUCCAGCACCAUAAUUCAAAAGCAUCAAUUCUUCGGCAAUCAGCCUUCUUUAUGGUCCAGCUUUCAGCUUUCAUACCUAUAGGAAGUCCAAAAGCAGGACUUCAGGGGAGCAGCAUGCUGGAACUGAGAAAUUCAGGAGAUGAACCUGAGCACAACUCACUGUGGAAACUGCAUACAGUCAUAGUUGCGUUCACUUCAUGUUGUGAAUUUUCGGGUUGCAAACCCGGAGGUAUAUACUUCCGGGUUUUGUCGCAUGCGCACAAGUGUUCUGUGUGCUUCACGCAAGCACAGAAGCACCGCUCUGGUUGCAGACUUUUUGGGUACGAACGGCACCCCGAAACGGAUCGUGUCCACAACUAGAGGUACCAUUUUAGAGGCAAUCCAAGCUGAGCUAGCACAUAUUUCCACAAACAUUUUGUGCUCCAAGUCGAAGGGAUAACACCCUAGCCUUUGAAUAAAAGUAUGCUUAUCUGAGUGCUGCUCAGGUUAGUAUAUGUGCCAGUGUGGCCUAAUCCUACUUGGGUUAUUGUUGCCACAAUCCAGCCUGGUAACAAGCCCUGCAAGCAAUUUUGCACUUGGCAGGGCCUGACUAGAUUAUUCAAGAUUCUAACCUGACAGUUAUUUGCCUGUCGUUAUCCUAAGCCAGUUCCCACAAAGGGCGAUUUGAAUGACAUUUGAAUGAAUCUGAUUGAUAAUAUCAUGGCUGUUGUUGACCCCGGGGGGCUGACCGUUCUGUUACCCUUUCAUAUAACUAUCAACUUGACCAGAAAUCUUUCUUUCAAUUUACAGUAAGGAAAGAUCAGAGAGGUGGCUGUUAGGAAUAAAUUGUAAGGGGGGGGGGGGAUUUUGUCUGUUUAAAAAAGAGCAAGUCUCCUAUGUGCAGACAUGCAGUGGUGUGGGGGUGGUUAAUCUGAGCAUUGCAGUAGUAUUGUGCUGUGUGAGUCAGAUUUCAUUCAGAGACCAAGCACAUGUUCCUCAGGAAAGAUGAACGAGAAAAGGGAGCAGUGACUAUACAGUGAUGGAGGUGGAGCCAAAGAGAACUGCAAUGUUCUGUGACUCCUCUCUUCAGUAAACAGUUUAUUUCCACAGUUGUGCUUGAUUGAGGGCACAAGGAGAAGGGGACAGCAGAGGACAAGAUGGUUGGACAGUGUUCUCGAAGUUACCAGCAUGAGUUUGACCAAACUGCGGGAGGCAGUGGAAGACAGGAGUGCCUGGCAUGCUCUGGUCCAUGGGGUCACGAAGAGUCGGACACGACUAAAUGACUAAACAACAACAACAGUCUACUUCCAACCUAAAUUACUUUCCACCAUGUCAGUUUGGAGGCUAGACUGGUUGAAUGCAAAGAAAGGCUUGAUGAGGCAAAGAAAUAAAGGAAUAUCAGCUAUUUUUGAAUGGGAAGGAUUUCUGAAAUAGAGCAUGUGACUGACAUAUAAAGAGUAUAAUUUCGGAUGCAUUCGAGUAAAACACUUUAUGUCUCCAGCUGCAUUGUGGUGGAUUCUUCUUAAUUUGACGGUUUUUGGAAUUUGUGGCAGAUUAUUCUAUUAGUGUGCUGUAAUCAAUCUUAUGAAAGGAUGCAGGUGGCGCUGUGGUCUAAACCACUGAGCCUCUUGGGGUCAGCGGUUCGAAUCCCCACGACGGGGUGAGGUCCCGUUGUUUGGUCCCAGCUCCUGGCCACCUAGCAGUUCAAAAGCAUAUCAAGUGCAAGUAGAUAAAUAGGUACCGCUCUGGCAGGAAGGUAAAACGGCGUUUCUGUGUGCUGCUCUGGUUCGCCAGAAGCGGCUUAGUCAUGCUGGCCACAUGACCCAGAAGCUGCCUGCGGACAAACACCGGCUCCCUCGGCCUAUAGAGCGAGAUGAGCACGCAAGCCCAGAGUCGUCCACGACUGGACCUAAUGAUCAGCGGUACCUUUACCUUUUUAAUCAAUCUUAUAGUCGCAAAUGAAAGUGCCUUGAUCUUAAUAGAGCUCCUCUUUUUUACAGUAAUACAAUGCACAGCAGGUGUAUCUAUUCUGGAUUAUAAACCUAUGUACAACCAGUGAAAGCUGUGGGUGGAAUUCAACAUAGUGCCAAGUCCCUGGGCUGUGCAUGUGGAGAAUGAGGUCUGCUCACACAAUAAGACCCCCCAUCCCCAUACGCGUUCCAUUCCUCCACCCUUCUGAUGCAGAUUUAGGGGGUGCACGAAAGGAGGAGAAGGGAGAAAGGAGCACCGUGUGAGCAGGCCACAUUCUGUGCAGGCGGCAACUUGGUUGAAUCCAGCCCUCAAUUAUAGCUUUCCCUUUAGUCAUUUAAAGUGAACGAUCGAGUCUGAUUUUGCUUGGUGCCUAUUUACUGGGUAGUUUAAACUCUAUAGACCUGUAUGCACAUGAUUCAAAUACUUUGGUUGGCUCUGGUAAUCAGCCUGAAGUUGACAUGGACAUGACAACCCUGGUCUUCCCAGCUUUUGGGGUGGGUGGGGCCUUGUCCCUGCCAGCUUGCUGAUCUUGAGAGGCACUCUACACACAGCUCAUGGUUAUGGAUGAUGGAGCUUUCAGUUCAAAGCUUGGGUUGGGUGGGGGAAUCGUCUAGUCCACUUUGAAUUAGGGGGCAUUUGAUGUCUCUGAGGUGCAAGAAGAAUUGCCUAACCUCCUUACCUACCAAAUUUUGCAGCCCUGUGAAUUGGAGGGUGACUUGUUCAUCCGUUUGUUGUCGUUUAGUCGUGUCCAACUCUUCGUGACCCCAUGGACCAGAGCACGCCAGGCACUCCUGUCUUCCACUGCCUCCCGCAGUUUGGUCAAACUCAUGUUAAUAGCUUCGAGAACACUGACCAACCAUCUCGUCCUCUUGUCGUCCCCUUCUCCUUGUGCCCUCCAUCUUUCCCAACAUCAGGGUCUUUUCCAGGGAGUCUUCUCUUCUCAUGAGGUGGCCAAAGUAUUGGAGCAUCAGCUUCAGGAUCUGUCCUUCCAGGGAGCACUCAGGGCUGAUUUCCUUCAGAAUGGAGAGGUUUGAUCUUCUUGGAGUCCAUGGGACUCUCAGGAGUUUCCUCCAGCACCAUAAUGCCUCCACGGCAUAGGUCAUAGCUUCUCUCAGUUAUUCAAGCCCCUUCGCCAUGACAGGGCAGUGAUCCAUGAGGGAGUGUUCAUUGGUUAAAAGACUUUAAUAUGUUAAUCUAACUAACUAACUAAGCAUUGCCACUCUACUUCAGUCUGCACUGUUCCAUAUUACAGUGGACACUCAGGUUGCGAACGUGAUCCAUGCGGGAGGCACGUUCGCAACCUGCAGUGCCACGUCUGCGCAUGCGCGGGUUGCGGUUCGGCGCUUCUGCGCAUGCGCAAAGUGUGAUUUAGCGUUUCUGCGCAUGCGUGACCGCUGAAACCUGGAAGUAACCCGUCCCAGUACUUCCGGGUUUUGGCACGUCUGUAACCUGAAAAAAUGCAACCUGAAGCGUCUGUAACCCAAGGUAUGACUGUAUAUACAACGUUGUUGCUGUCAGUAAAGAGGCAUAUUCCUUUAAAAGUGCUGUUCUCCUACUUAAUUACCAAUAGUUAAAAUGACUUUCUCUCUAAUGUUUUAGAGUCAGAAGAUGAAGUAGAAGAAGAGCAUGAAGAAAGGCAGCCAUCUCCUGAGCCUGCUCAAGAGAAUGCAAGCAGUACUUAUUACGAUAAUCACCCUGUAACGUAAGACAACUUUAUAUUCUUACAUUGCAACCAGUCUAUGCAAAAUACGUUUCAUUUUUUAAAUUAUACAAAUCCCAUUUUAACACUAUUGAGACAUCCUGUUUUCAGCUCUUUUAUCUUUAGCCUGUGAUGAAAUCUAAUGUAUGGAACUUAUAAUCAAAAGGCGUUGAAAGGUUGUUCACGUUGUGUUUCUGAGCAACAACAUACUCCCUCUGGAAGAUUUUUGUAAGGAUUAUUGCCUUACAGUGAUUCUUGUAGUGUAUAGAGAAAUCAGAAUAGAAUUUAUGUGAGGCAUUAAUGUGUAGCCCUCUUUUUAAAUAUUAGGCAGAUGUCGUCUUGGUUGUCUUUUUAGUGCCUACUUGAAAUCCAUUUUAAGUAGAGAUCUUUCCCACUCUGCGUCUGUGCUGGAGAUGUUUUUUUAGAUGUUUUGUCACUUGUGUGUGAGCUGCCCUGGCUUUGGGGAGGAAGGGUGUGACUGAGAUACAUAUAUAAAAGAAAAUGUAUUUCUCUUUUGGUUAAUUUUACCUGUAACCAAAAAUUACUGGCUUAUGUGUGCAAGCAGUAAGUGCUAGGGCUGUAAGGGGAUGAGGUAAUUGAUAAGGCAAACUUAAUCCUUGGGAAUCAUCUAGGAAGGAAAUUAAUUUGUUAAACUGUGUUUCUUGGUGUGCACACUAGUGGAAGAAUGGCUAUGUAGUUUUUUUAUGGCACUAUAGGAAUGAUGGAUUUGUCCAGCUAUCAGUAGUCAAAGUUUAAGGGGCCAGUGAAAUUGUGCUUCAACAGAAAAGAGUUUAGCAAAAUCAUGGAUUGCAGGAUGGUUGAGGAUGGGGUAAAGGCUGGUAGGAUGUAGAGUCAGCUUUCCCCACCGAUAGCUACCGUUGCUCAUCGCCCUGAUCUGGCCACAGUGAUCCAUGUGACGUUCACCUCCAGGCUUGAUAAUUGUAACUCGCUCUAUGUGGGGCUGCCCUUGAAGCUGACCCAGAAACUCCAGCGGGUGCAGAAUGCCAAGGUGAGGCUCCUUACGGGGUCCUUGCCGCGGGAUCACAUUCAUCCAGUGCUUUACCAACUGCACUGGCUCCCGGUGGAGUACAGGGUCAAGUUUAAGGUGCUGGUUUUGACCCUCAAAGCCCUUUGCAGCCUAGGACUCACGUACCUACUGGACUGCCUCUCCUGGUAUGCCCCCUGGAGGACAAAUAACAACACUCUGGAGGUCCCGAGCCUCAAGGAGGUUAGAUUGGUUUCAACUAGGGCCAGGGCCUUUUCAGCACUGGCCCCGACUUGGUGGAACGCUCUGUCUCAUGAGACCAGGGCCCUGCGGGACUUGACAUCUUUCCGCAGGGCCUGCAAGACAGAGCUGUUCCACCUGGCCUUUGGUUUGGACUUGGUCUGACCCUUAUGUUUCCCUCCCCUUAUGGUCUUGAUUUAUCAGCUACUUUAAAAUGAGGCUGCAUUUUAAAUUGCAUUUUAACCUGUAUUUUAAAUUGGGGUUUUCCCCCCUUCUUUUUCCUUUCCCCCCUCUUAUGUUUUUACUGUGAUUUUAUUGGUGUUAGCCGCCCUGAGCUCGGCUCUGGCCGAGGGUAUAAAUAAAAUUUAUCAUCAUAAUCAUCAUUAUUAUUAUUAGUUAUUUUUUAUUACUAUUAUUAUUAUUAUAUUAUGUCAGUAUAUCUGGUUCUGCUAUCUGUUAGCAUUUUAGAAUUAAUUUAGCUGCAUCCAAUUCUUCUAGUAAUGGAAUAGAAGAAACAUUGGAAGAAUCUACUCACGAACCUGAGCCUGAGCUGGAAUCUGAAUCAAAAGCUGAGGAACUAAAACCUGAAGCAGAAGAAAAAAAUAUUGAAGAGCUAGAAGAAAAGUCUCCAUCCCCACCUCCUGCAGAAACAGUUUCUCUACCACAAGAACCACCAAAGGUUGGUUAAUUUUCGAUGCUUCGUGUAACUAGACUGAAGAUGGCUGUCAAACUCGGAUUGUGAGGAAACCUGGGUAGCUAUAAUCACAAAUAGAACUGGUGGGAGUAGCUUUUGCGUUGAGUAUUCAGUAUAAAUGAGUGUUCCCAUUGCCCCGUCCAUACAAAUGGACAUUCACAUUACUUAUAGUACAAAGCCAAAUGAAAAAUGUUUCUAAUGGGUACUGAGGCUAGUAAAAGUAUUUUAAGAUACCUUCUUAAAAAUAAAAACUCAUUAGUACUGUUGAUAUAGGACAGCAAGUUUUUAACAUAAUUGAUUCUUUACUGCUUUCUUACAAUGUAAAUUGAAAUGCAUCCAGUCUCAUGAUUCCCUUCCCUCCCAGUAGAAGGGGAAAAUAUUGCAGGCACUGUGUUCUGUUAUGACAGCCUAAUAAUUUGAGAGCUUUGGGAAGAAGUCACAGUAAAUUUACCCACAAGGUUAUGAUUUUGAGUACUUACACCUAUUGCUUUUUAGCUAUGACAUAUUUAGCUAUUACAGAGUAAUCAUGUUUGGUGCCUCAGGAGAACAUUCUAUAAAUCAGUUUGGAUAGGUUCCAUUCUAUAAAUAGGGAUCACAACCAAUUAGACCUGUUCCCUAAUUGUGCCUACCUAACCUCUGGUAUAAGAUACUUUAAAAGUAAAUAAAAUACUUUAGUCCAAGUCAUAAAGGCAACACUUGAAAUAGUUAAAGUAAUUCCUGGUCCACUGACGAGCACAAUUCAAACACUCUGAAUUGUGCUUGUCAGUGGACCAGCAAUCAGUUUUAACUGCUUCAAAACAGACAAGGUAAAUUCCAUAUAACUGGUCCCAGUCAGUAUUCUAACCUGUUUUGAAUCAUCUGAAGCUUUUGACUGUUCAAAGCACAUCCAGUGCUUUACAGUAGUCUAAAUGGGAAGUUACCAAGGGGAUCUGCCUAUUUCCUUUCUGGUGGGACCAUAGCUGGCAAACCAGCCCAAGUUGGUAAAAGGCACUUCAUGCUACAAAUGCCACUGGGUUGUAAAAAUUGAGAACAGAACCCAGUAUCAUCUCUAAACUGAACUUUCUUUUCUAGGGGGGAGAGGUCCUAGUUAGGGAAGACCCUGGUUGGUUCUGAUUGCAGCUAAUGACAGAAAUGAUAUCGCAUGCUACCACAGUUAAGACUGACAGGGAAAGUGUGAGGGAAUUUGGUCCUGAGAGCAAAAGGAUUGUGGCUAGUCCCUGUGUUUGGCGUGUUUCCAGUCUCUGGGAAUAUUAAGUCUGUACUAGCCCCCCAAGAAUGAUAAAGCACGAAGAAUGUACUCAUACAUAACUGCCCUCUCUUUCACCCCCGGUUAAGUGAGUAUAGGAUUACAGCCUAAGGUGAUGAACAUGAUCUGUUGAAACGAAUAGAUAACUAAAAUGGUAAAAACAUUCACAAUCUGUUUUGCUGGCAUCGUAUUAUGAUUGCACUUAAUUCUGAGACUGUCUUGCCGUAGAACAAAUGUUUCUAUUGGUCUAGUUUUCCCAUAAGAAAUGUCCAUGGUUUUCCAUGAUGAGCAGCCCAGGUUUGUUGCAUUUCCUGCAGGCUUUCUCUUGGGCUUCAGUGACCAGUAAAAACCUGCCUCCUAGUGGUACUGUUUCUUCCUCUGGAAUUCCACCCCAUGUUAAAGCACCAGUCUCACAGGUAACCAGUCUGUGAACACCUUAGAUUGUCUGCUUGUUUACAUCUACAAACUGCUUCACUAACAAAGCAAGUUACAAUUCCUCGAAUUAUGCCAAUUGGCUGCUUAAUAUAUAUCCCAGCACCCUGUACCAACUUACGACUGUUUUGUAGACUGGUUCAUUCAUUUCUUACCAGCAGUGCUAUUUUUCUAGAGAAAGGUGCUGGAACGUUCCAUGAACGCCUCCCUUGUUCUCUUAUAAUCGCAGUGGCGCCCACUUGAGAGGUGCUGGAACUGAAUUCUGGCAAGUUCCGGUUGAAAAAAAGCCCUGCUUACCAGUAUUACUGUUACUCCUAUUUCCAGAAAGUUUGUGGCAGUGCGAUAUAUAAGUUGUCUGGAACAAAGGUGUAGAAGGGAUCCCUUGGGGAUCAUCCACACUUUCGUUUGAACCGUAUUUUGAAAAUCUGAGAAGUCUAUGUGUGCAUAUUUCAUUAUUCAGAAUAUCAUACCCAGUUACUUUCUUUAAAACAAAAAACUUCUUUAUUUUUCUGUUUCAAAAAAUACAUAUAAUAAACAAUCCCUGUAUACCCCCACCUCCAAGAAACAUUCCAUUCAUAGGCAAAAUAAAUGAUACAGUCAAACAUUAAGCAGGUUUGUACAAUAGUUUAGAGCUGAUUAUAGCAGUUAAGGGUCUUCUGCUCUCCGUCUUAACAGAUUGUCCCAGAGUGAACCAUGAGUAGUUGAAAAGGUAGUUGAGUUCAUCUUUCUGCACCUUAAAAUUACUAGAGAAUGUUUUGUGGAGGACACGGAAAUAGGUUUAAGCACAAUGCUGCUGCUUUCCCCUUAAAAAAAAAACUUAGCAAAUCUGAAUAAACACAGCUACCAUACCAAGAGGCAAGGUGCAGAACCCAGCUCUGUUAGUAGACAUUUAAAGAUGUCACACUAGCAGCAUAAUCGGACCCUUUGACACAGCCCACUCUUGCAAGCUUAGUUGAAAUGAACAGGGCAGUGGUUUUCAACCAGUGUGCUGUGGCACCUUGGGGUGCCUUGAAUGAUGGUCAGGGCUGCCACGGACAACACUGGCCUCUGUCCCUCUUUCCUUCCCUCUCACCGCUGAUGUCCUCUUCUGUCUCUGCCUCCCAAAGGCUUGCACAGCUGUUUGUUGCAGCAGCCCUGGCUACUAGCUCCACAGGCGAAUGGUGCCUCUGGGGCUGGCCAGGGGGUGCUGGUUUCCAGGAGCUGAGGCAGCUUCGGAGCAAGCAAGCAAGCAGUUCAGAGAGCCCAGCCAGCCAGUCCGCCAGCCCUUGCUAUUGGAAAUGGACAGACAAGUCCCAGGCCCCUGUGGAGCAAUGUGAAGAGGCACCUCUCUUUGGGGGCAGCUCAGAGACCAGGGGCGGCAGCAGUGGCUGCCCGGAGGACUCCCAAGGAGAGGAGGCUGAGGGAACACUCCACAAGGAAGGGUUUUGAAAAAGGGUGAGGGGCUACCAGCUCUUCAGGCAAGGGGUGAGCCCCACAGGGGUGCCACAGAUAGAAUGUAGUUGGUCAAGAGAGCCAUGAACUCAAAAAGGUUGAAAACCUUUACAGUAAAACAUUGCUGGCAGUGUAUAUAAGAUUUAUAGUUUUCCCAAGUGUUAAAAUCAUUAUGUGUAAAACCAUCUAUUGACAUGGGCAUAGGAGUUGUCUCCUGUGCCCAUGUCAUAAAAUAUUUGAGGGGGCCACCCCCCUCCCAAAAUUGGUAGGCAUUGCCAUUCAAAUGGUGUGUGUCUGUUGUGUCAUGUGAUCGAUUAUGUGGGGUGGUGAUUACCUGCCCACCCCUCAAAAUAUUUUACUCAAGUUGGCCUGGAGGUGGCCUCUCUCACUAAUGAGUCGGUAGGAUUGGUUAGUGUAGAAAGAAGCCACAUGUUUUAUUGCCAUCAAUCCCUUUAACACUAAAUACCAACAGGAAUGGAGUCAAAGUUGGGUCAUUGAGAAAUAAGAGGGAGGUAUUGGCUUGUAGAAAUAAAUAAUAAUAAAUCCAUUUAAAAACAAACACUCCCUAGCUUUAAAAGGUAGAGGGACCCCUGACCAUUAGGUCCAUUCAUGACCGACUCUGGGGUUGUGGUGCUCAUCUCACUUUAUUGGCCGAGGGAGCCGGCGUACAGCUUCCAGGUCAUGUGGCCAGCAUGACUAAGCCGCUUCUGGCGAACCAGAGCAGCGCACAGAAACGCCGUUUACCUUCCCGCUGGAGCGGUACCUAUUUAUCUACUUGCACUUUGACAUGCUUUCGAACUGCUAGGUGGGCAGGAGCAGGGACCGAGCAACGGGAGCUCACCCCGUCUCGGGGAUUCGAACCGCCAACCUUCUGAUCGGCAAGUCCUAGGCUCUGUGGUUUAACCCACAGCACCACCCGCGUCCCUAUACUCGCUAGCUUUACAGUCUAACAAAUUAAUAAAGAUACGGCACACAAGGGAAAGAGGGGAUGAGGGGGGAAGAGGAAUAUAAAAUUCGAAACCUAGGCCCCAAUUUCUAGGCAGUUGUUCCUAUAUUGACCAGCUGGCUUAGUUCAUAGCUCAGUGGCAGGAGGUGCCUGAUGGAGCUUGGCCUCCAGCAAAGCAAAUGACUUGCACCCGGCUUCCUGUCUCUCCCACCAAGGCACCAAGCUGGCCUUUCGCAGCAGAGCCAAUGGGAGGAGCUCUGCUUCUCAGCUCUCCCAGUGCUUAAGCUGCUCUUUGAUAGUAGCUCUCAUGGCAUGGUGCUUAAGAAGGCCCCUGACUUGGGGGCGCGGCUUUUCAGGGUUGCCAGGGGCUGACCCUUGAAAACCCUCAUCACCACUAGUGCUUUGGGCCUUAGCUAGUCUGAGUUCAGAACUACUCGAUGUAGUUCAGAACUCGAUUCAGUGCUCUGUUUUUCUGUUUUAUAACAAAAAGUAAGCCCUACAGUCCUGGAUUGGUACAGAGGAAUUCAUAAGUGGAAUGUUUUUCCAACUACAAAACAAAACAAAACAAAAAAACCCAACAGCUUUAUUCUGCAUUUAUGAGUUGCUCUGCUUCGGCUGCCCAAGUUACCUUUAGAAUUUUUGCUAACCGUGCCUUUUCUCGUUCCAGCAAAGAGUAGAAACAAAACCUGAAACCCAGUCUCAGCCUCCUCGUGUGCGUGAACAGCGUCCGCGGGAGCGGCCAGGCUUUCCCUCAAGGGGCCCCAGACCAGGUAAAAAAAAAUCCAAGCACCAGUAUUGCAAAUUUGGCUUACAGUGGGUUUUCUGGGUUUUCCUUAGAAAAUCAGGUCGUUCACCUGGUUUGACAGGUUGGAUGGCCAUCUGUGAUGGAUGCUUUAGUUGAGAUUCUUGCAUUGCCGGGAGUUGGACUCGAUGACUCUCAGGGACCCUUCCAACUCCACAAUCCUAUGAUUCUGUGGCCUACCCUAAGUCCUCUAGCUUUAAAUUUGAAUGUGAAAGGCCCUUAUGGCCUUGAAGUUACAUGACAAUUACACACAUACACACAGAGAGAGGGCUUUUUCCCAAAGGUUUUUGCCAAGUAACAAGUGAACAGUUUCUGAAAAUACGUUCUUUAAAAAAAGCCCACCUGUUUUCCUCUAAGAACAAGAAGAAAACACAUCCAGCUAAAUCUGAACUUGACUAUUUACCUAUCUUAAGUUAAUAAAUAGGCAUUUCCAUUUCUGCUGGAGUUCCUCUUCUAGUUCCAUUUGCAGUCUUCUCUUUUGCAGUGUUCCAAGUGUGCUCUCUAACUUCCACAGUGCUCCAGCCCCUUUUAUAGUACUUCAGUGCUCUAUCUUUGCUCUUUUUAAUUCCCUCGUCCUUCUCUCUCUCUCUCUCUCUCUAUAUAUAUAUAUAUACAGUCAUACCUUGGGUUAAAGACGCUUCAGGUUAAAUCCUUUCAGGUUGCGUCCCGCGGCAACCCGGAAGUAACGGAAUGGGCUACUUCUGGGUUUCGCCGCUCGCACAUGCGCAGACACUCAGAAUGAUGUCACGCGCAUGUGCAGACGUGGCAAAUCACGACCCGCGCAGACGCGGGUUGCGUUCACAUCCAGAGGUACCACUGUAUAUAUAUAAUGUUACUUCAACUUUCUCUCCUAACCUUUUAGCCUGCCAGAAAGGGAAUAGAAUCCAGGAUAAGUUUCUAGUCGUUGAUACCUGUUAGGUUUCUCUCUUGCCUCCCCUUAAAACUUUUAGGCUUCAUUUUCUCCUAACUGUGAAGUCCCCGGCUGAAUUUUGACAUUCCUGGUUACAACAGAUAAUAAGCAAAGACAGCAUCCAUUUUAUGAAAUAGAACUGAACAUGGGAUUGAAUCCAGAGUUCAUUCUCGACAGCAGGAACAUUCCAUAUGUUUGUAAGCUGACUGCUGUUUGCGUCCUGGUUUUGUAUGAAUGCAGGUCGAGGAGAUAUGGAUCAAAAUGAAUCAGACAAUCGACGAAUAAUUCGCUAUCCGGAUAGUCAUCAGCUCUUCGUUGGCAAUUUACCACAUGAUAUUGACGAGAAUGAACUGAAAGAGUUUUUCAUGAGUAAGUGGCACAUAAGUGAAGCUUGAGGUGGUGGGGAUUCUUGCUAGUCACAUAUUAAGUUACCUCUCUAAUUAGCAUUGCUGAAAUUGCCUUCUGAGUAAACUGACUUGCUGCCUAAUAGAUGUCAUACAUUUUCCCAUAACCAUCUACACCCUGCUUUCACAGGCUUUGGGAAUGUUGUGGAACUUCGCAUCAAUACUAAAGGUGUUGGAGGAAAACUCCCAAACUUUGGCUUUGUGGUGUUUGAUGACUCUGAGCCAGUUCAGAAGAUUUUAUUGGCAAAAGUAAGUAAUCUACCCUAGUCGCCAUGUGAUAAACUAGUGUUAGAUUCUGUUUUCAUUAUGACACAUUGAAUUCUGCUGUCUUAGACUUUUGUAAGUCCCCACCCACUUAACAUUCAUCCAUCAAUGGAAUAAGACAGUGAAAGACCGGGCUUAAAAGCCUUUCUCCUUGAGGUGCUAUGGGGGGGGGGUUGUAGGUAAGUGUUCUGUGUGGAAAAAGCUUAAUAAUGCUAUUUUCCACUUGCAGCCUGAAGUGAUAAGAGUCCAUUCUGUCAGGGGGGUGGGGAGUGUUGGAACCGAGGGGUGAAAAGCCAGCUGGCUCGGCCAUCUCCCUCUCAGCCUUGCCGCUGUGGAGAUCCAUCAGUCAUCCUCCUCCGACGUGCUUCUGCGACUCAAGUUGCGGUGCAUGCUGGAGCACAUAUUACUCAGCAGAGUAAUCACACAACAGAAUCAGGCCCGAGGCGUGGAUACGAUACUAAGCUAUGCAUUUAUUAUACAUAAAUCAGGACCAAGAAAAACAUGGCCUCUCUCCUUGUUCUUCUCAGGGAGAGAGAAAACAAAAGCAAUACAGAGCGGAAGUUCCGCUCACGCCAGCAAUCCGUGCUGGAAUGUAAACAGACGUAACAAUCCCACAUAUCUGCAGCUCGGGAGGAGUGUAAUCCCAACAGGGUGAGGAUCUGGCUGUAGGCCUGUUCAGAUGGCACUUGCCUGCCUUUUGUAGAUCAAUACUUCACAGUGAAGUCUAGGAACAAGUUUUGCACUUCCUCGCCUUCCUCCCCACUGCACAUUUAUUGUAGUGGCUUUAAAACAAACAAACGGGGAUCUCCCUAACUCUGCAAUCCAGACCUCAAUUAAAAGAAGGAUUUGAAUUGAAAGUUUAUAAAGAGGCCACAGUUAAUGCAUAGCAAGCGAUAGCUGAACUGAUGAGAGGCAAAGUGCAGUGUAAACCAGUCCCUAGUUAAUGUAAUAGUGAAAAUCUAUCCGAAAAUAGGUCACAGCUAUUUGUUUGCGACACCAUUGAAUACUGAGAGUGUUCUAAAUUGCAAAGUGUUAUUACUGAAAAUUACCGCUCUUGAAAGGAGUGAAUUUGAGGGCAUAACUUUAGAUGAGGCACAAAACGGUUGAUUAGAACGCAUACAGAAUUACAAUGUAGGGUAGAAAGCGGCAAGAGAAUAACUUCACAAUAUUUCAAGAUAACAGGAAGCAGUGCUAUUUUUCUAGAAAAAGAGGUGCCAGAACUCACGAUGAACACCUCCCUCGUUCUCUUAGAAUGGGAAUGGCACAUACCUGAGUUCUGGCUGACAGACCCUGACGGGAAGUCAUAUUCUUGUAAUUAUUAUUUUUUUAAUGACCAGUUGCUUACUGUGUUUGGAUAAUCAGCUCAAUUGAGAAUUGGCCAUCCUUGCACCCAGAUCCUAGACCUGAAGAAAGGAGUGAUCUGGGAUAACUAAGAACAUGCAUUGCUUCUAAAGUGGAGUUUUGUAAGGAAUGUUCAAAGUAUGGCAGCUUCUGCCUCACGGGGUCUCUGCCAUGGGAGCAUAUUCACCCAGUGCUUUUCCAGCUGCACUGGCUCCCAGUGGAGUACAAGGUCAGAUUUAAGGUGCUGGUUUUGACCUUUAAAGCCCUUCACGGCCUAGGACCCUCGUACCUACGGGACCGCCUCUCCCAGUAUGCCCCACGGAGGACCUUAAGGUCCAUAAAUAGCAACACCCUAGUGGUCCCGGGCCCUAAGGAAGUUUGAUUAGCCUCAACCAGAGCCCAGGGCCUUUUGAACACUGGCUCCGGCCUGGUGGAACGCUGUCUCAUGAGACCAGGGCCCUGCGGGAUCUGCUUUCUUUCCGCAGGGCCUGUAAGACAGAGUUGUUCUGCCUGGCCUUUGGCUAAGAAUCAAUUUGAUUCCCUCCCCCCCUUUCUUUUUUCCUUUCUCCUCCUGUGAAGGGGCUGCAUCCUAAUGUUUUAAUGUUGUAUUUAAUCUUGUUUUUAAAGUUGCAUUUCAAUCAACUUGUUUUUAUUAUUGGUUGUUAGCCUCCCUGAGCCCGGUCUUGGCUGGGGAGGGCGGGGUAUAAAUAAAAUGGAUUAUUAUUAUUAUAGAUUUCUGCCAUCCAUACAAACAACAUUGUCACAGAUGGUGCAAAAUAACACCCACUGGGUCUGUGUAUUGUAGCUAGCAAGAUAACAGUAAUAAGAAUUGCUAAUGAUAUGACAACCUGAAUACUAACUAGCAUUGUGAUUGACACACUCUAAAGAAAUGAUGCGUUCUGAUCUGGUCUGCCAAUGACUGUCAGCAGUUAGGUUAGCUAUGCACACUCAGUGCUCUAAUGUUGCAUGCAUGACAUGGAGAUGAUGAUGAUGAUGAUGAUGAUGAUUAUACCCAGCCACUCUGGGAGCCUUCUGCAUAUAUGUUCUACUAAAUGAGCUAAUGAACCUCUUUGGACACUAUAAAACUAGCUAAGCUUUUGGUAUUAACGCUUUAUCUUCUCCUUCCCUCCCCGCCCUUUCAAGCCUGUUAUGUUUCGUGGUGAAGUGCGCUUGAACGUAGAAGAAAAAAAGACCAGAGCUGCUCGUGAAAGGGAGACCCGAGGUGGUGGCGAUGACCGCAGAGAUAUCCGGCGCAACGACCGAGGUCCAGGGGGUCCACGUGGCAUUGUGGGUGGUGGAAUGAUGCGAGACCGCGAUGGAAGAGGGCCUCCUCUAAGGGGUGGCAUGGCCCACAAACUUGGCUCCGGAAGAGGAACUGGGCAGAUGGAAGGCCGGUUCACAGGUCAACGUCGUUGA
Messenger RNA from Podarcis lilfordi (Lilford's wall lizard), 32264 nucleotides. NCBI's taxonomy places the organism in Eukaryota, Metazoa, Chordata, Lepidosauria, Squamata, Lacertidae. The record is from the annotation of a GenBank genome assembly.